Messenger RNA from Marasmius oreades (fairy-ring Marasmius), 1488 nucleotides. RefSeq lists its product as uncharacterized. Bases 1 to 1488 code for a protein of 495 amino acids. NCBI's taxonomy places the organism in Eukaryota, Fungi, Basidiomycota, Agaricomycetes, Agaricales, Marasmiaceae. The record is from RefSeq and is a predicted model, not a curated record. The transcript is spliced from 5 exons.
AUGACCAGCAUCAUGCCAUUUCCUCCACGAGCACGGAAAUCUGCUGGAAUCGUACAAGAAGGACACCAGCACCUUCAACAGACUUCCGAAAUGAUACACCAACAUAGGUUAUCUCUUGCUUCUCAGAUCCGGAAAUUUGAUGCUCGUUGGGCUAGCUUGUUCAAUCUAGCACCGGUGUUGAACAAACUCACAAAAGGCCGUCAAAUGCCUGCGGAGUUCCGAGAUAAUGCGCAGGUUCUGUUGGACGACGUUCAGCACGCUCUUCGUGAUGCACAUAGUAGAAAACUACCGAAAAUCCCCGAAGAGGGCGAUAGCAUUAUACCUGGACCUCCUCCCCCUGUUCCUAUUACCACUGGACGUCCACGAAGUUUGGCAUCCUGGAGGCGACGACAGACAGUAGAUUCUCAAGCUCCAUCCGAGAAGCAGAGCAUCGUCGUACGAGUUCGGUCGAAGCUCAAGCGUAAAAGAGCCGUUAAACGCAAGGGAUCCAAAAAAGGCCCACUUUCUCGAUUCAACCCCUUCCGCUACAAGCACCCAAAACCCCACCCCCAGGAAGAAAACAUUACUACGGGGGAGCCUCCUCCUCCAACUAGCACUACCGUUCGACAUAAAUCGUCUCGGCAGACAAUACGUUCCGGCGGGAGCCCCAGAUCUUCAAGGAAACAGAAAAGGUCUAAAUCGUCUAAAUCUUCAUCGAAUUCUCGGUUACGCGACUUUUACUCCCAAAACCCUGCACCACCGACGAUGCCUCGUCUAGUAGACCCCAAUUGGAAGCCCCACCUCCCCCCUGCGCCAAACUUUUCUCCUAUGAAACUCGAUAUGAGCUCCAUAGGUCGUUAUUCACCGACUAUAACGAAACCCCUGAUGUAUCAGCGGCCUCCGUGGCCGGGAGUAGGGAUUGUGGAUCCCGACGGACCGAUGGGAAGCGUAACGCCUAGUUCGCCACAGCCUUAUUACCUUGAGGUUGGUGAGAGGGGAGAGAAGGAGAGAAUCGGGAAGCAAAAGAGAGAUAAGAGAGAUAAGAGAAAAUCGAAAAUCUCUUCUCGUGAUGAUGGUUUGAGGGAACGCGAACGCGAACGCGAAUACAAGGAAGAGGAGGACCGACAGGGUUCUCGUCGACGGCAUACACAUAAACACCAUCGUCAUUCUCAUCGAGUUCGCGAUGCUGAUUCGAGUGAAGAUUCUCGACGUGAUCGUGAUCGUGAUCACUACCACCGCCAUCGAUCUUCCAGAGACGAUUAUAACGAUUCCAGGAGAAGAGAAAAAGAACGGGAAAGAGAAAGAGAGAUGUCUGAACCUCGUCGUACGAGUACUAGACGACACUACAAUGAUGCUUCCCGAAGGAAACAUGGCUCCAAAGGGAGCUCUACACCGCCUAUUUCUCCAUCUUAUACAUAUACGACACAUCAUCGUCAUGGUUAUCAGCCCACUGUACCACAGAUCGUUGAGCGAUCUAGGUUUCAGGAGAACUUCAGUGUCAUUUCGUGA